AAGGCAGUCACCAUGGUUCCGGUCCGGUCCAGGUCGCUCAGAUUGUGAUCCAGAUGCUCCGACUGCUCCCCCGGAGGCUCCGGCCUCCCUCUGCGGUCUCAGGGCGCUCCUUCAGCGGCCUUCCUCCGCCGCUUCCCGCCGCUCAGGUCCGAUCGACCUUCGUGGACUUCUUCCAGGAUAAACAAGGACACCUGCUGGUUCCGUCGUCUCCGGUCCGGCCCAGAGGAGACCCUAGUUUGCUGUUUGUCAAUGCCGGCAUGAACCAGUUCAAGCCCAUCUUCCUGGGAACCGCAGAUCCCCACAGCGAGAUGGCCCGGUACCGCCGAGUGGUCAACAGUCAGAAGUGCAUCCGAGCCGGCGGGAAACACAACGACCUGCAGGACGUGGGCCGGGACGGGUACCACCACACCUUCUUCGAGAUGCUCGGAAACUGGUCCUUUGGAGACUACUUCAAGGAGGAGGCGUGUGGGAUGGCGUGGAGUCUCCUCACAGAGCAUUAUGGGAUACCUGCAGACAGACUGUAUGUCUCCUACUUUGGCGGAGACGCCGCCUCCGGACUACCAGCAGAUGAGGAGACCCGACAAAUCUGGCUGGACCUGAGGGUUCCUCCUGCUCGAGUCCUGCCCUUUGGACUGAAGGACAACUUUUGGGAGAUGGGAGACACAGGUCCCUGUGGUCCCUGCACUGAGAUCCACUAUGACCAUGUGGGAGGACGGGACGCAGCAAGCCUCAUCAACGCAGACUGUCCGGACGUGGUGGAGGUCUGGAACCUGGUCUUUAUCCAGUACAACAGGGAGGUGGACCAGAGUCUUCGUCUGUUGCCCCAGUUUAGCGUUGAUACUGGGAUGGGACUAGAGCGCCUGGUGGGCGUCCUGCAGGGCCAGCGGUCCAACUACAACACAGACCUGUUCCUGCCACUGCUUGAUGCCAUCCACCAAAGGUCCGGAGUGGGACCUUAUGCUGGCAGGAUGGAGACAGCAAAUGAGGGACGGGUGGACCUGGCCUACAGAGUUGUGGCAGACCACAUCAGAACUUUAUCGGUCUGCAUCGCUGACGGAGUCUAUCCUGGGAUGUCUGGAGCUGAACUGGUGCUGAGGAGGAUUUUGAGGCGAGCUGUUCGGUUCUGUAUCGAGGUCCUGAAGGCCCCGCAGGGAGCACUGGCCAGCCUGGUGCCUACCGUCAGUCACACUCUGGGAGAAGUGUAUCCAGAGCUGAUCACCGAGACAGAUCGGAUCAUGGACAUCAUCAACGAGAACGAAGUCCAGUUCUUAUCGUCUCUGCAGAAGGGCAGCCGGCUGAUUCAGAGGACCCUCAGCAGGGAGGACUACAGAGUUCAGCUGUUCCCUGCCUCGGUGGUCUGGUCUCUGCACCGGGAUCUGGGUUUUCCUCUGGACCUGGUGGACCUGAUGUUGGAGGAGCGAGGUGUCCAAGUGGACCGUCAGGAGCUGGACCGACUGAUCACAGAACACCAGAAGGUGGCGUCAGAGCAGCAGGUAGGUGUCCCGUCCCAGUUGACGCUGGACGUCCUCAGCCUGGCGAAGCUGCAGCAUUUGGGCGUUCCUCACACCGAUGACAGCCUGAAGUACGAGUAUGGACUGGAGGGGGAGGGGCGAUACGUGUUCCCAGAAUGCCAAGCAACAGUCCUGGCCCUGUAUGACGGUCAGACUUUGGUUCCAGAGGUCCGUGAGGGUCAGUCCUGUGGGGUGGUUCUGGAUCAGACCUGCUUCUACUCUGAGCAGGGAGGGCAGUCACCUGACCGGGGCUACUUCACCUGCAACCGCCUGCAGGAUGUUCUGUUCCCUGUGGAGGCCGUGGACCGGGUCGGUGGGUACGUGGUCCAUCAGGUGACUGCAGUCGACAGCCUGAAGACUGGAGACCAGAUUCAGCUGCACCUGGACCAGGCCCACAGGCUGGCCUGCAUGGUCAAACACACGGCGACCCACAUCCUGAACUUUGCUCUGAGGAAAGUUCUGGGUCCAGCGGUCCAUCAGAGAGGUUCUCACGUGUCAGCCGACCACCUGCGCUUUGACUGCAGCAUCAAGGGUUCUCUGAGCCCCUCCCAGCUACAGCAGGUAGAGAGCUGUGUCAACGACAUCAUCUCAGCCAAUCAGAGGGUCUACAGCCAGGAGGUCCCUCUGCAGAUGGCCAAAACCAUCAGAGGACUGAGGACGGUGGACGAGGUGUAUCCAGACCUGGUUCGGGUAGUCUCACUGCACGUUCCAGUCUCAGAACUGCUGGACACUGGGACAGAUGCUGGGACAGACACGGAGACAUCUGUGGAGCUCUGCUGCGGAACACACCUGCUGCAGACUGGGUCUAUCGAGGACUUUGUGAUCACCUCAGAGAAGCAGCAGGUGAAGCGGGUCAGUCGGCUUGUGGCCGUGACGGGACGCGAUGCAGUUCGGGCCCGGGAAAUGGGACUCAGUUUGUCUCAGCAAGUAGAAUCUCUGUCAGCCAGAGCUUCAGGCUCCACCCCAUCCAGUCCUGACUCCGCCCAUCGACUCUCUAAGGAGACAAGCAUCCUGUCUGAUGUUGUGGAUAACAGCGCCAUCCCUCAAUGGCAGCGCAGAGAAAUGCAGGCUUGCCUUCAAAGACUUCUGAGGACCACCAACACAGUCAUCAGGAAACUGGAGACCAGAGAGGCUGCACAGAGAGCUCAGGUUCUGCUGGAGAAGAAUGGCAAGAAGGGGGUGCUGGUGGACUCUGUGGAGACCGGGUCCCUGUCGGUUCUGAUGAAGACUGUCAAUCAGUUGAGCUCCACCUCUCCUCUCAGUCAUGUGAUGCUGCUUGCCCCCCAGAGGCAUUCUGGGAAAAUCCUUUGUGCCUGUCAGGUUCCUAAGGACUCGCUGGCCCUUGCUGCCUCUGAUUGGGCGGUGGCUGUGUGUCGCCACCUCAACGGGAGUGCCGGGGGCUCAUCGCUCGUCGCCAAGGGAACAGGAAGCAGUGGUGACAUCAUCGAGGCCCUCAGGUGGGCAGAAGACUUUGCUCGCCAAAGAACAGAGCGAUGUGACAGUGACUCUGCCCACAGCUGAAGUCUGUCUCAUUGGU
Nematolebias whitei (Rio pearlfish) is the source of this 3048-nucleotide messenger RNA. It is a transcript of the gene aars2, whose product is annotated as alanyl-tRNA synthetase 2, mitochondrial (putative). The transcript is spliced from 22 exons. Gene Ontology annotation, biological process: tRNA modification; alanyl-tRNA aminoacylation. Gene Ontology annotation, molecular function: aminoacyl-tRNA deacylase activity; amino acid binding; ATP binding. NCBI's taxonomy places the organism in Eukaryota, Metazoa, Chordata, Actinopteri, Cyprinodontiformes, Rivulidae. Gene Ontology annotation, cellular component: cytoplasm; mitochondrion. The record is from RefSeq and is a predicted model, not a curated record. Bases 54 to 3032 code for a protein of 992 amino acids.